GGGAUGUAAAGUUUGAUUCUUGGUGAGAUAGCAUAUGGAAGUAGCUAGUUCUAUUCGUGACUUGGCAAAUACUCGAGUUUUGGUAGUUCCUAUAGGAAACGUUUCCAAAGCGUUGAUAGAACAAAGUAUUCGAGAACUUAAAAACUAUGCAGUCGUGCGAUUGAGUUUUUCACAACGAUGGAGGAGUCACUCAGAAGCUUUACCUCCCACAAGAAACAACUCUCAAGAGAAAGCAAGUGGAGAAGAGACAGCAGUUUACCGACUUGAGUUUCAACUUUGUUCACAAGAAAACGAUGGUAUAAUACAAUUGCCUAGUUCGGAGUGGGAAACCUUUCAACUUUCUAGACGUAGUUGGGGUGUCAUAGGAAUAGCACAAGUUUCGGAAUGGAACUCGAAUAAUCAGGCACAAAGCGCCAAAAUUCAACAAGAACUUGCAGAAGUUUGCAAGCAACUGAGAAAACAGCAACCAGUAGUCAUGAGAUGCCUGGUUAUCCAAGAUGAGAGGACGACUAACCGAACUGAGCGCGACCUCAAAUAUUCGGAAAGAGUUUGGAAUCAAGUGGAAGAAGAGUUCACUUCACUGGAUAUUGCUUCAGUAGAAGCCGAAAGUGUAAAGGAUGACUUGGAAAGUUCGACUUCCUAUCCAAAGGAAAUGUCGAGAAAUGAUACGUCGAUAUAUUCUGCAACUGGAAAUGGAGGCGAUAGUUCAAGUGAAGAAGAUAACUCAAGCAACAAAGCGAGCUUUAAAACUUCACAUAAUCGCAGUUCUUCCGUUUCAGAGCACACUUUGGCAAAUGUAUCAACAUCAUCCGUUUCGACUAUGACAAGUGGUGGUGGUGGAGAGAGUUCUUCGACAAUACCUUUAAAGUAUCUCAAUAGAAGGGAACUGGUUGACUCCAAUUUAAAGAAUUGGUUAUCUCCAUGGUUGAUAUCUUUUGCAACAGAUAUUCACCAAGCUAUGGACUUUUGGCUUCGUAGAAUGAUGACUAGUGCGGACUUGAUUGUAUCACCAAUGGAUGCAGAUAAGGCAGCAGAGAAAUUCUCCAAAUUGGUGCGUCGAAGAGCAUCUCGUUUGGAUAAGUAUUUUGGUGAUUUCCAUCUGAUGAAUGGCAAUUAUCAUAAAUCCUUUAUGAAGUAUUCAGCUUGUGCAGCAGCUGCUAGAGCCAAUAGUGACUGGUUAUGGUUAGCUGGAGCUAUUGAAGGAACAUGUGCUUGUGCUAUUCUCUUAGGACGUGAUUUUACUACACUUUCAGGAAUAGCAAACGUUGUGGAAGUUCAACCGGAGAAUAGGGAUCUGAUAUCACAAGUCAUUCAGCGUUAUGAUGAAGUUUGUAAAUUAUACCGAAAGAAGAGAGCCUUUUUCAUGGAAAUGUUUGCAUGUUUGAGAUUGGCAAACUUUUUAUCAGAAACUGGUAGACAUUCAGAACAUUUAUUAUGGUUACAGAAUUCAAGUGAAGUGUUAGAGAAGAUGCCUAAUCGAUAUCCGAACGGUGUUGUAGAAGAUAAGAGAAUUAGGUUGCUUGGAUUAAUAGGCUAUGCUUAUCUACAGGCAGGUUGUUGGAGGAAGGCAAGCUUUUAUUUUUGGAGAGAAGCAGUUGGAUUGAGGCGUCAAGGAGAUAGUCUUGCAGCUAUAGCAAUUAUUCAACAUGUAAUUCGAUUGUUUGGUAUGAAGGGAUCCCCUAUGUUGGAUGACCAAGAGAUAGCUGGUUGGAAUAGUUAUUCUCUAGCUACUAAGGAAAGCACACUAUCCAGUGAUGAUGAUGAUCAUCAAACUAUCCAAAAGGAUGGCAUUUGUAAGGACUUGAUGAUAUGGCCAUGUCUUAUACGUUUGGCUUUGUUAGAAACUGCUUCUUCAUCGAGGGCCUCUGGUCAUUCUUCAGUUUGUUUAUGGUCAUGUUUGAAGGCGUUGGAAAUUUCAAAGUACAUUUCGCCUUGGGAUGAAAUGUCCAAAGUUUCCACAGAAGAUGCCAAAAUUAUUGCCUGGAUGCUAAGGUACUCCAUUAUCAGUUCGUUAUUAAGAAACCUUGUCGACAUUUCACUCAUUUUUCGAGUAUACCAAAGACAAGGGCUGACAAAGAACACCAGAUGCCAAACCAUUUUACAAAGGUAUGAAUCACAAAAUCCUUCAACAAAUCUCCGUGCAUCACCUUCUCCAUCACCUCGAAAGAUGUUAUCUUCCAACCCUUUUAUUUAUUCACCUUUUAUGAACAAUCCAGAAAACAAUUCUUAUUCAGAAGCAGAUGUAUCCGAUACUUCUCCUUAUGUAAUAUAUAUUGAAAAGGGAGAAGAAUACAAGUUUGUCCUAGAGUUGUAUAAUGAGCUGAAGAGUGUUAUUCCACUGGAAAUUUUGGAUAUAUUGACUUGUAUUGUGGACGAGGAAAGUCGUGCGUUAAGUGAUGAAAGAAAUUCGGAUACUUUUUCGAUACAUAGUUUGCCCUUUCUAUUAUCUCAAGGAGAACAACGUAUUCCUAUUAGUUUGAAAGCAGAAAAAGCAGGCCAUUUUUGUAUUGUAGGUUUCUUAGGAAGACUAUGGAAUAGAAUUUGUAUUGACUUGUUGUUGGAUGAAAGUCAAUUUGUGUUUAUGGAGAUAUUUUCACCCUUUCCAACCAUUGAAACGAAUAUGUUCUUAUCCAGUGUCCAUUUUGAUAAAUGGAAUCAAGAUACUACUAGUAGUUGGAGACCUUUGCAAAAUAAUGGCGUCUUUUGGGAUGGUGAAAGGGUGAACUUAGAUAUUGGACUGAAAAUAAGUCAGUUACAUACUGUUCAGUCAGUAGAAUGGAAGUUGGAAUUGCAACAAAUAGGAACAAAUGGGUCGUUAGAAUACGAAGAAAAGGAAAUGAAUCAUUGUUUACUACAAAUAGCCUCCGAGUUGACCAAUUUUGAGAAUGAUUCAUUUGAGCGAACAGUCCGUCAAAGUUGUCGUUGUUUGCUCUCUUCAGUUUCUAUAUCUCCUCAGAAUUUCAUAGAUAAUCAGUCAUUCCCUUGCACGUUAGAAUUACAUUGUCAAUCUAUCCAUCAAAGAGAAACUCAGAAGAUGCAGUGUUUUACUUACUCUUGGAUGAUGAAACCUUCAUUAGUGCUAUCUUUUAUUGGCUUAACAAAAGUAGAGGAUGCUACGUUGUUAGAAACUGAACAUUUAUGUUAUCAAGUGGUGUUGGAACUUGAAAAUUGGAUAGGAGCUCCGAUCAACUUGGAUAUUGCGAGUCCAACCGAACGUCAUGUGACAGGCGUGCAUUUGGAACCAGAUGAAUGUCAAAGAAUAUGUUUUGUUCUUUCCGCAAAGCUAUUAUCGAUGUUGAAACAAGUUGCGAAAGAAAGCAAUGGAAACGAUUCUUUUUCCAACAAAGCAAUUGGAAUAUUCACUUCGCAAUUGGAAUGUCAUUGGGAAUGUCCUUUGACCCAAAAGUCUGGAAAGACACCGCUAAGGAUCUCUUCUCGUUUAUCCGCUUGUCUAGAUGCUGACUUGAUUUUAUCUCGAGCUAAGAUUGAGUUUUUUUCUACCCAGGUUGAACAGAAUAGUAAUUUCUUUAAAGUACCUUGUUAUGUACCUGUUGAAAUAGAAAUUCAUGUGACCAAUUGUUGGUGGCAACCUUUUCCUGAAGAUUUGUGUCUUUCAUUGAAAAUGGAACAAGCUGUUUGUGAUACGUGGACGAAUGUAAUGUUUCAUGGAGUAUAUGGAGCUGGACAAUGGGAAGAUGUGGAAUGUGGAAAUAUUUCACCUGGAGAAAAAGUGGUACAUUCCCUACAAGUCGAGUUUGUAUCUUGUGGAAGUUAUUAUUUGGUUGCUUAUCUUGCAUCAUCCUCAAAUCCAUGGAAAACUUUAAGAACAAAAACAUUGUUUCUAGUGCAACAUGUAGAGUAGAAAUGAAAUUAUUUAUUGCCAA
Molecule: messenger RNA, 3884 nt
Organism: Galdieria sulphuraria
Lineage: Eukaryota; Rhodophyta; Bangiophyceae; Galdieriales; Galdieriaceae
Exons: 2
Coding region: 35-3862 (1275 amino acids)
Cellular component (GO): trans-Golgi network
Source: RefSeq, a predicted model, not a curated record